This is a messenger RNA of Puccinia graminis f. sp. tritici CRL 75-36-700-3, 330 nucleotides long. RefSeq lists its product as uncharacterized. Lineage: Eukaryota; Fungi; Basidiomycota; Pucciniomycetes; Pucciniales; Pucciniaceae. The record is from RefSeq and is a predicted model, not a curated record. The coding region runs from base 1 to 330 and encodes 109 amino acids. The transcript is spliced from 2 exons.
AUGAAGCCUGAAAGGUGGGAUAAGAAGAAUUUUGAUGGAUCAAUAAAAUCACUACACAAAUUGUUCAAAAUUGACCCCAGUCAUUUUGACAAAAGAGUUAUAAGUGUUGAAGGUCUCCCAGUCAAAUUGAAGAAAUUCAAAACAAAAACCAACCACAAAGCUUGCAAAUAUAGGAUCAGGAUUGAUGAUUCAGUUGAUCAUCUUUACAUCAAACGGUUUAUAGUCAAGGUUGAAUUACUGGGUAGACAUUUGCAAAUAUGCCACAGAGAUCUGAUCACCCAACUGAAAUUGAGAGGCAAGAAAACUGGGGUGAAGUUCAAUCCUACCUGA